AAGCUACUGCGCUUUGCUUCCUUGCUCAAUUUUCUUCUGUGGCUCUCUUGGUGUAGGGGCUUCUCAGUUUUUGUCUUAUACUUCCUGCAUAAUUCGCCUGUUAUGAACCGUCUUCUCUCGAUAAUCUACAAGAAUUAAAAUACAAUAGUUGUUUUUUCGCUUGUUAACCGUAGUGCCCACAGGUGCUUGUCAAGUCGUUUUGACUCAUAAAUCGUUUGCUGUAUACUGAAGAUCGGCAAACAUGAUGGCGUCCAGUUACAGUGCAAAAGAGGAAGAUGGGGUAGCGGGGACUAGCAAUUCUUCAGCAACGAAAAGCAAAAAACCAGAUAACACUGCCUUCAAACAACAACGUCUCCCUGCCUGGCAGCCCAUACUCACUGCCGGCACCGUGCUGCCCGCCUUCUUCGUAAUCGGACUCAUAUUUAUCCCUAUCGGAAUUGGAUUGUUUGUUACUUCAAAUAACAUCAAAGAAAUUGAGAUUGAUUAUACUGGCACUGAUUCAUCUGAACCUUGUUACAACUGCUCUAUCAGAGAGAACUGGAACAGCACAAUUCCGUGCACUUGUGAGGUCUCUUUCAAUCUGGAGGAGCCCUUUGAGAGCAAUGUUUUUAUGUACUACGGACUUUCUAACUUCUAUCAGAACCACCGACGUUAUGUGAAAUCCAGGGAUGAUAGUCAGCUAAAUGGUGACAUUUCUUCUCUUACUAACCCUAGCAAAGAGUGUGAGCCAUACCGUGAAAGUGAGAAAAAACCGAUAGCUCCUUGUGGAGCCAUAGCCAACAGCCUGUUUAAUGAUACAUUGAAGUUGUUUUUUAUUUUUCCCAAUGGAUCAAAGUCUGAAAUACCUUUGAUCAAGAAGGGAAUUGCUUGGUGGACAGACAAAAAUGUUAAAUUUAGAAAUCCAGGUGGAAACAGCAAUUUAACCGCUGUUUUUUCAGGUACUAUCAAACCUGUCAACUGGAAAAUACCUGUGUAUGAGCUGGAUACAGACCCAGAAAACAAUGGGUUUAUAAAUGAGGAUUUUAUAGUGUGGAUGCGUACUGCAGCCCUCCCAACAUUCCGUAAGCUUUACAGAUUGAUUGAGAGGAAGAAUUCAAUUGCUCCUGCUCUUGCACGGGGAAAUUACACACUGGAAAUUAUUUACAAUUACCCCGUAGACAAAUUUGAAGGACGUAAAAGAAUGAUCCUAAGCACAAUUUCUUGGAUGGGUGGCAAGAAUCCAUUUUUGGGCAUUGCCUAUAUCACCGUUGGCUCUGUGUGUUUCUUCCUGGGUGUUGUCUUGCUCAUCAUCCAUCACAAGUAUGGAAAUCGCAACAACAGUGCAGACAUCCCUAACUAAAUACAAAGUGGUCCUGCCUAAGAAAUCUACUCUGCAUGUGCAAUACCAGAAAUGCCAGAUUUGACCACUAGAUUGUAAACCAUAGAGGAUCAAGUUCUUCAAAAUGUUUGUUUUUGGUUAUUCUUCAAUAUUUUAGCUUGUAUUUGAGAUGGACCAGUUCAUAGCAUGCUAAGUUUGAACUGUUAGGUUCAAAUCACUCUCAUCACUGUCUAUGUUUCAUUUUGAACUCAAUAUUAUCGUCUGUUCAGUUGGGCAUACCUUUUACGUCAAUGCAGCGUAGAGCCUCUACUUUAAAUGUCAAAAUGAUCUUCUCUUUGGUCUAUCUCAGAUGAAGCUUUUAAACAACAUUUACAAAGUACUGGGAAGGGCUUCUAUACUGGGCUUGCAGAGAACAGCUUGUGUCAUCAAUUAUGUGAAUAUAAAUAUUUUAAUGCCAUUCCAAGAAAAUGGUAUGCUUUCCCAAAGCUUUAAAGCUAAUUUAUUAGGUUCCUAUUAAGUGAAUGUAUGGGCUUCUCUCAUUAGGUGUAAUUUUUGUUUCUUUGGGUGAAAAAAAAAAAAAAUCUUUACCUCAAGUUUUUGUUCUUGCAUUGAGUCUUGAUGUGAUGUGUACUGUAUAGUAAAACCAGGAGCAAAAGUGCAACACCAGACAGGUAAGAAUCCUUCCUUCUGAAUUUUUACAUAUAGAUUUUAUUUUGUGUUUUUAAGAGGUCAUAGUAACUGGAGAGAAGGAUGUACUGAUAUUGAAUUUACAGAUGUGCAGGCUUCUGUUGAGUUUAUGUUGUGAUUUUUUUUUUUUUUUUUACCUUUUUAUCUUCUUUUAGGAAGUUUUACUAUGUUAUAUAUUUUCACCUGUUAUAAAAUUAUCUGAAACUGUAGGUUUUUUUUUUGUUUGUGAGCAAAGAAAAAACAAUUUAGGGACCAAUAUUACCAUUGUUUUUGUCUGACAGUAGGUUUCUUGUAUGCUCUCCAAAUUAUAUUUACCUGAAGCAUGAAAAGAAUAGGUAAACUGCCAAGUGCAUUCACAACAUUUAUUCCUCGGCCAAGUUUUGCACUUUAAGUAUGCAAUUUAUUUAUUAAUAUUACAAAAUGUUCUACUCUAAAUCUAAAAGUCAUUGGUUAGUCCUGUAUAGCUAGUUAUUAAAUAAUUUAUGAAUCAUGUAUUUGAAAUUUAUCUUGGAGAUUUCUUGGUUGCCAUAAUAAUAAAAUUUGAAAAAAUA
Polypterus senegalus (gray bichir) is the source of this 2556-nucleotide messenger RNA. RefSeq names its product cell cycle control protein 50A-like. Gene Ontology annotation, cellular component: Golgi apparatus; endoplasmic reticulum; plasma membrane. The record is from RefSeq and is a predicted model, not a curated record. The transcript is spliced from 7 exons. NCBI's taxonomy places the organism in Eukaryota, Metazoa, Chordata, Cladistia, Polypteriformes, Polypteridae. The coding region runs from base 242 to 1339 and encodes 365 amino acids. Gene Ontology annotation, biological process: phospholipid translocation.